Messenger RNA from Pleuronectes platessa (European plaice), 7240 nucleotides. RefSeq names its product signal peptide, CUB domain, EGF-like 1 (gene scube1). Lineage: Eukaryota; Metazoa; Chordata; Actinopteri; Pleuronectiformes; Pleuronectidae. The record is from RefSeq and is a predicted model, not a curated record. Gene Ontology annotation, cellular component: cell surface. Bases 94 to 3156 code for a protein of 1020 amino acids. The transcript is spliced from 23 exons. Gene Ontology annotation, biological process: signal transduction. Gene Ontology annotation, molecular function: calcium ion binding.
CUCUCAGAGACCCACAUACACACACACACGCGCGCACACACACAGUCCAAACCCCCAGGAAAGACCCGCUGAAUCCUCACACCGUCUGUCAGCAUGGGGAGCGCUUGUUUUUCCCGGGACGUUUGUUUGUUUAUCCUCCUCAUAAAUACUUGCAGGGUGAUGGGGAAUGUCGGACUCUCAGAUGCAGACGAGUGUGCAGAGGGUUCAGAUGACUGCCACAUUGAUGCCCUGUGCCAGAACACGCCAAAAUCCUACAACUGCAUCUGCAAGCCGGGCUACAAAGGAGAUGGCAAGCACUGUGAGGACAUGGAUGAGUGUGAAAACGAUUACAACGGGGGCUGUGUCCAUGAGUGCAUCAACAUACCAGGGAACUACAGGUGCACCUGCUACGAUGGAUUCAUGCUGGCCCAUGAUGGACACAAUUGCAUGGAUGUGGACGAGUGUCGGGACAACAAUGGUGGAUGUCAACAAGUCUGUGUCAACACCAUGGGGAGCUAUGAGUGUCAGUGCACACAUGGCUUCUUCCUCAGUGACAACCAGCAUACCUGCAUCCACCGCUCUGAUGAUGGGAUGAACUGCAUGAACAAGGACCAUGGCUGUGCCCACAUCUGCAGAGAGGCUCCGGGCAAAGGCGGGGUGUCGUGUGAAUGCCGCCCUGGCUUUGAGCUGGCCAGAAACCAGAAAGAGUGUACAUUGACGUGUAACUAUGGAAAUGGGGGUUGUCAGCACACUUGUGAUGACACUGACACUGGGCCAGUGUGCGGCUGCCAUCAGAAAUACGCCUUGCACUCAGACAGCAAGACCUGCAUUGAGAAAGAUGAGGCUGCAAUUGAGAGCUCUGAGUUCAAUGCCACGUCAGUAGCUGAUGUGGACAAGCGGGUGAAACGGCGGCUACUUAUGGAGACCUGUGCCGUGAACAAUGGCGGCUGCGAUAGGACAUGUAAAGACACAGCCACAGGGGUACGCUGCAGCUGCCCCGUCGGAUUCACCCUGCAGCCUGAUGGCAAAACAUGUAAAGACAUCGACGAAUGCCAGGAGAACAACGGAGGCUGCGAUCACUUCUGCCGGAACACAGUGGGCUCCUUUGAAUGCAGCUGUCAGAAAGGCCACAAACUGCUCACAGAUGAACGGACCUGCGAAGACAUUGACGAAUGCUCCUUUGAGAGAACCUGCGACCACACUUGCAUCAACUACCCUGGCAGCUUCGAGUGCUUGUGCAACAAGGGAUACAUCCUGUAUGGCUUCACUCACUGUGGAGACAUAGAUGAAUGUAGCAUCAACAAUGGGAGCUGUGAGUUUGACUGCGUAAACACUCAGGGCGGCUACGACUGUGUGUGUCCACCUGGACAGAAACUCCAUUGGAACCGGAAAGACUGUAUUGAGGUGGUGAAAUGUCUGCCCAAUGGGAAGCCAGCACCCCGAGCUCAACUGACCUGCACUAAAACUGGUGGGGCAGAAGUCUGCUCUCUCUCCUGCCCCUCCAAUGCCCUCUUCCUUGCAGACUCAGAGAACAGCUACACACUAAGCUGCGGAGUGCCAGUUCAGCCUGUUAAAGCUCCUCAGAAGAGGAAUGCCACCACUGCCAUACCCACCUGUGCCGACACACUGGCGCCGCCAAUCAAGCAGAAGGCCAGGUUUAAGAUCAAAGACGCCAAAUGUCACCUGAGGCCCCGCAACAGAGAAAAGCACAGAGAUUCCUCCAAGCAGAACCUGCAAGGAGGCCAGUUCCCCUGCACUGAGGACUGCCAGGUAACCUUUGUCAACCUCAAAUGUGACUCAUCAAAGAAGCGUCGGCGAGGACGCAAAUCUCCUUCAAAAGAGGUUUCCCACAUCACAGCUGAGUUUGAGAUGGAGAUGAAGGAGGAAGAAGCCUCAGACUCGUGUAAUGUGGACUGCGUGCGGGAGAGGAUGAAGCAGAAGUUGCAGAGCGCCAUGCGGACACUCAGGAAGUCGAUCAACAAACAGCAGUUCUACAUCCAGUUCUCUGGGACAGAGUACGAGGUGGCUCAAAAACCAUCCAGAGUAUCGGAGGGCGCUGAGGCCUGCAGCACCGGACAAGUCUUUAGAGAGGGAAAGUGUGUGAGCUGUGGUGUGGGGACGUUCUACAGUGGAGAGCAGGAGCAGUGUGUCCAGUGUCUUUCUGGCACCUACCAGGACACGGGGGGUCAGCUGUCCUGUGAGCCAUGUCCAAGCACGGAUGGACAGGGUGUUGCUGGAGCCAAGAACGUGUCUCAGUGUGGAGGUCAGUGUCCAGCAGGUCAUUUCUCGCCUGACGGAUUUCGUCCAUGCCAGCAUUGUCCGCUCGGCUCCUACCAGCCUGAACCAGGCCGAGUGCUGUGCUUUACCUGUGGAGGAGGCCUCAUGACCAAGUAUGACGGAUCAGUCUCUUUUAGGGACUGUGAGGCCAAAGUGCACUGUGCUCCUGGACAUUACUACAACUCUACUACCCACCGCUGCAUCCGCUGUCCAGCAGGAACCUACCAGUCUGACUUUGCGCAGAACUACUGCAUCACUUGCCCUGGGAACACCACCACUGACUUUGAUGGUGCCACCAAUGUCUCCCACUGCAAAAACCAACUGUGCGGAGGUGAGCUGGGAGAAUACACAGGCUACAUCGAGUCUCCUAAUUACCCUGGAGAUUAUCCGUCUAAUGUGGACUGUGUCUGGACCAUCAACCCACCACACAAGAGGCGGAUCCUCAUUGUGGUACCAGAGAUCUUCCUCCCCAUUGAGGACGAGUGUGGAGACGUGCUGGUCAUGAGGAAGAGUGCCCUUCCCACCUCCAUUACCACAUACGAGACGUGUCAGACCUAUGAGCGGCCCAUCGCCUUUACCUCUCGCUCUCGCAAGCUCUGGAUCCAGUUCAAGUCUAACGAGGGGAACAGUGGCAAAGGCUUCCAAGUUCCAUAUGUCACCUACGAUGAGGACUACCAGCAGCUGAUAGAGGACAUAGUGCGGGAUGGCAGGCUUUACGCCUCAGAGAACCACCAGGAGAUCCUGAAGGACAAGAAGCUGAUAAAAGCCUUGUUUGAUGUGCUAGCCCACCCCCAGAACUACUUCAGGUACACGGCUCAGGAGUCCAAAGAGAUGUUUCCUCGUUCCUUCAUAAAACUGCUGCGCUCCAAAGUGACCAGAUUCUUAAGGCCGUACAAAUAGGCAGGACCUCCCUAUUGUCCUGUUAAAGACCCCCCGUCAUCCUGCGUCAUUCCAGAUCCAGUUACUUCUCCCCUGUCUCUAAAUUUCUGAUGUAGCCAUUCAUGACUUAAUGUGUCAUACCUCCAUUCGAAAGGUCCUCAACUUUGUUGGUCACAUGUUGCCUUUCCUCAUCUUUGACCCAUUUAAGUAGUAAAACAUUAUUAACUGAUACCCCUCCCUACAGUGCGUGCAGAUUUUUUUAUAAGGUUUGACUGAUAAGGGUUUUUGAAGGCCAGUAUUGAGUUUUAUAAGGUAGUAGAAGAAACCGGAUAUAUUUUAUGUGUAUAUAUUGUUUCUUUGAAUUUGACCAUUUUAUACGUAUCAGUAUCAAUUUUCUUUUUUCUGAGAAUAGGAUGUUAGAGGUUUGUGGUUCAGGCAGUGAGGGUACAACAUCUUGCAAUAUUGGUAAGGUCUCUUCAAAUUUAAUAUAAAAUUUAGACACAGCACAGUCUAAGGUCUGAGGUGAGAUAACCUAACAAACAACACCUCAUUAGAUGAAGAAGAAAAAAAUUCAAUUCAAAAUCAUAGUAUACAUUAUCUCAAGGCACUUUACAAACAAAAAAACCAUAGCAGUCAGAUUUAGUAUAUUGAAUUACAAGUAAACUCUUCAAAUAAAACACAUUUGAUGUUUUAUAGACAUGUCGUGUAGCUGUAGUCAGUGCACGAGAUCAGUAGUGGACCUCUGUGACUGAUUCAUAUCAGAUAUGGAAUUUGCCAUUAAGUGCGGCUAGUUUUGGUGAUUUUUUAAAGCUUCACUAACAAAUGUUGGCUCACAAUCGAACCAAAAAGAAUAAGUACUUGAACACUGAAGGAGUAGUUCAACAUUUUUCAGAAAAUGUGCUUGCCAGCUUUCUUGCUGAUGUUUCAAUCAAUCUCAUUUCUGUUCAGUAUUCAUAUAACUACAACCAGCAUCUCGACAAUUCACAGAUUAUCAUGGUAUAGCCUGCUUGUUUCAUAUGUGAAAAAGAAAAGAAAGAAAAUGUGUAAAUGGCAAAUUGAGGGUCCGUGGUUGAUUUGCUGUUUCUUGGGUGCAAGGACUCCUGGUCCCAUCCUGGUUCUCAUGAAAGCAGUUAUUUUUUUACCUACAGGUAGAUCCAUGCUGGCUUUUUCUCUCCUAGUCUUGGCAAGAUCACAACUUUCCCAAAAUGUUGAACUUAUCCUGUUAAAAUUGCAAAAUAUUAAUCUGUAAAGGCUCAAAAAAGUAAUUAAUUAUGCUUUCCUAAAGUCAUUAUAGUGGCCGAAGUGUUAAGGUAAAUUGGCACUUCAGUAUGUCAAGGAAAAAGUCCACUCUUAGCAAACCUAUAAUUCAGUCAAACCCUAUCUCUGCACCCCAGAUAUGUGUUCCUCUUGUCUGUUUACUCUCCUCCUCCCCCCCCCAUCCGCCUCUCUCUUUUUAUUUUGUUCUGCUUUGUUGUUUUGGUUUGUUGUUUUGAUUUUGUAAUAUUUAUACUGGACAUCUCAGAACUUGCAGAGGCCCACAUCACAGACAUUAUAGACACAGCAUACAUACAUGUAGGAUAUGUUUGUUUGUGUGGAGAUAAACAGGUGUACAUUCCCACACAGAGUGAAUGGAUUUAUCCUGGAUUUAAUUUCUGUAUUGGUCCUGAUGUGCAUGAGACAGUGAUGAAAAAACAUUCGGUGCACUUAAAACACAUUUUAAGAUGGAAACUAUAUUGAAAGAAAUGCAAACCUCUGUGGGUGCUCUAUCCAUCGGAGCACAGGGAAAGAUUACAUGGGAUGAAUCUGAAAGUCUAUAUUGUAAUUUUUUUAAUAUAAAAGAUAUAAAACAAGAUGAGAUAAACUACCUGCAAGUAACAAGAAUGUUACUUUAGAGAGAAAUGUCUGUGAUGUAACUAAUAUUUGGAACUUUAAUUGCACUUGAAUUUUAUAUGUUAAACUGUAGAGAAAAAAGAUCUAAGUUGCGUAUUUGUUACCUUUUUUUUGGUGUUGUUUUGAAAUGUGCCACAUGUGGCAGUGGUGAGAGAGAAAGACAGCUUUCUCCUGUUGCUGCUCCUACUCUGUAGCUUACAGUUCCCCCAAAUCCCUCUGUUACAGCAGCUGCAAACCCCAUUCAUGCACAUAGCGAGGACACAUUCAGACUGAAGUAUCAACAUCUCACAACCUCACAGACUGUAUGUGGAACCGAAACACACAGAGAAAACACAUUUACUCUGCAUUAUCAAACUUGCCACCACCACUAGACUUUGUUUUCCAUGGCCCAGUCCUGUUUCAUCCCUCAAACACUUCCUAUAGCUGCCAGAGAGAGGAAGCAGCACCAUAAAGGCUUCUUGUAUGAUGGCACCACAUACAUACUGUACUACAGUAUAUGCACUACCUGUUUUAAAAAACAACAACUGUGCAUUCACCAAGACACACUCUCUUUCCAUUAAAUAGUUGUGUAUACUAUGCUUUUCUUUUAUAACCCAACUAAAUGUUUUUGUGUCGUUCCCAUAGGUACUUAUAUGUCUAUCAAAUCCUAUACUGCAUAUUGAAAAUGGAUUCUAUAUCUGCACAAUCUGACUGGAGUUAAAAAACAUGUACAGUGUGAGUUGAGUGUUGGUCUGGAGGUCAAUUUAGUGACAGGGACACAGUCGGAAUAAGAGGCUUCUCCUGUCUGAGUGUCUGUGUGUCUGUGGCACUUGCAGCUUAAACUUUAGCUGGGUUGUAUUGUUCAUAAAAAAAGAGCUUCCCUAACAAAUGAUAAAAACUCAUAUUUAACAUCCCAGAUUGGUGUUAAUGCUUCUCAGUUACUAAACUCCACAGUCCCAUUGUGCUAUGUCAGUGCUAAUUUAUAUGAAUUAUAGCCAUUGUUAUUUCAAGGUAUACGUUAUGUCUUUAGGUUUCCUACCUUCCAGACAGCUGUUUGUGUCAAUUCAUUUCAUGGCAUUAUGGAACCCAACUAUUUGCAACAUUGUGGGGAUAAUUCAUUGAAAGAACUGAUCCUAACUGUGCGUGUGUGUGACAGUUGAUGUGCUCUAGGAAAUUUGACACUGGACGCUCAGGCCUGUAGCCGACAGUGAGGUUAUGAAACAAUCUCUGAAGCUAACAAAACAAACUCACCUCAAGCUCCAUCGAGUAGCUGAUCUGCAUCCUAAAAUGAUAAAGAGUUCCAAAUUCAAAUUCACUACUUUUCAGUGAUUAUCUUCAUCAUUAACUGGUCCAGACAAAAACCUACUUUACAAGAUAUGAAAAUAAAACAUCUCCAGUGAUGGAAUGUUUAUGUCUGUGCACACUGACUUUCAUAGUGUACUGAAAUGAAAACAGCACCUAGAAGGUAGGAAAUCAAGACCCUGUGCUUUGGAAAACAGUUUGCAGCCACGUUAUAUGGCUGAAACAGGCAAAACCACAAAUGUUGUCCUGAAUAGCACUGACCCGGUCAAAGUUGAGGGCCUUUUUGCAAAUUAAGAUAUGAAAGAGUUGAAAACAUAAUGUAAAAAUCAUUCAAAAGUAUAUUUCUAUUGGUAUUGGCUGAUAAUCAUCCCUUAGAUUAGAUACUUUGACCGUGACCCUGAUAGAUAUGUCUGAUAGAUAACUCUCCAAUAAAUUAAGUAUAUUGUUAUAUUCCAGGUAUUGCCAAACAGCUGCCAUACAGAUAUAUUAUGGAAAAACCUACUUCCAGUUUGAAGUGGGCACUGUUCGAGUGUCACGAGUGUUAUGAAAACAAUGACAUGAAAUGCUCUAAAAAAUAUAAUUGACUCUUUCGUUUUCUUGAGAAUGUAUUUAGUUGUGAAUGAGUGGCUGCAUAUGGUGUGUGGAAGAUAAUCUGAAACUGAAAGUGUAAGCAGCAGGUGUGUGUGUGUGUGUGUGUGUGUGUGUGUGUGUGCGUGUGUGUUUGAGAGUGAGAGAGAGAGAGAGAGAGAGGAGAGAGAGUGAGUAAAGAGACUGUGUAUGAGAGUACUUUAGUCCUUUUUGUAGAGGAGUAAUUUUAACAUUUGUGUUAGUCAGUUGUACCCAGAGAGAGAAAGUGUAAUGCAGUGUUGUGCCAUUGUUUGGUCCAUGAAACUCCAGUACUGAACAAAUUAAAACAAACAUUAGCAGAAAAAAG